This is a messenger RNA of Strongylus vulgaris, 564 nucleotides long. The record is from the annotation of a GenBank genome assembly. NCBI's taxonomy places the organism in Eukaryota, Metazoa, Nematoda, Chromadorea, Rhabditida, Strongylidae.
AUGGAUUCAAUGUCUUUAGAUUUCUUAAAGGCCCCUCAGUUUUCUGUUGUUUCAGUCGCAAUGCGGGGAUGGAUUUGGCAGACAUGCACCGAAUUAGGCUACUUUCAGACUACUGAUGGAGGAAACAACGGGAUUUUUGGUAGCACUUUACCAGUGGACUUCUACUCGGACCAAUGUAUAGAUCUCUUUAGUCCAGAAUACACGCUGGAUUCAACUUACCAACGUGUUGCGGCUGUAUUACAAAAAUAUGGAGGAGCUGAUGCUUAUAGGGGCACGAAAGCUGCAUUCCCUAAUGGCUCAAUCGACCCGUGGAAAUCUCUUGGUCUCCUGAAAGGCAAUGCAAACAACAAAGUGGACGCGUUCUUGAUCGAUGGUACCGCACAUUGUGCUGACAUGUACCCCGCAUCGCCGCGUGAUCUCCAGUCAUUAACAGAUGCUAGGAUCCGUCUUAAGUCACAACUAAGCGACUGGAUUAGCGAUGCUCUUCACUCUGGAGGUAAAGCCUGGACUACUGCUACGCUCACGUCAAUCCUUGUUUUAUUUAGCGUUUUCUUUUUUGAAUAA